This is a messenger RNA of Bathycoccus prasinos, 1491 nucleotides long. Its product is annotated as 3-phosphoshikimate 1-carboxyvinyltransferase. The transcript has a single exon. Gene Ontology annotation, biological process: chorismate biosynthetic process; aromatic amino acid biosynthetic process. The coding region runs from base 1 to 1491 and encodes 496 amino acids. Gene Ontology annotation, molecular function: 3-phosphoshikimate 1-carboxyvinyltransferase activity. Lineage: Eukaryota; Viridiplantae; Chlorophyta; Mamiellophyceae; Mamiellales; Bathycoccaceae. The record is from RefSeq and is a predicted model, not a curated record.
AUGGCUGCUCUUAUGACUACGACUAUAACGACGACUGCGAGUCGUCGUCAACACGCACAACUCGCGUCGUUUGUCGCGUCCAACAACAAACACGGAAGAAGAAGCGGUCUCCCCGCGCAGCGAAAAGCAAAAUCGUCUCCAUUUGCCGUCGCCGCCAAAUCCGCAGAAGCCGAGGUCGAGGAAACGUUAACUUUGAAACCAAUCAAGAAAAUUGAUGGUACCGUUCGCCUUCCCGGGUCGAAGUCCUUAUCGAACAGAAUCCUACUCUUAGCCGCUUUGGCGGAAGGGACGACGAAAGUCGAAAACUUAUUAGAUUCCGACGAUAUCCGAUACAUGGUGGAUGCGUUAAAAGUCCUAGGCUUGAGUUUCACGGAAGAUCGAGCGAAUAACGUUUUGGAAAUUACCGGGUGCGGUGGGAAAUUUGAAAAGACCGAUAAAGAAGUCACGGAGUUGUUCUUAGGAAACGCGGGGACGGCGAUGCGGCCGCUGACGGCGGCGGUGGCGGCGGCAGGCCAAGGCACGUUCGUUUUGGACGGGGUGCAAAGAAUGAGAGAGAGACCGAUUCAGGAUUUAGUGGACGGGUUAGUCCAAUUGGGUGUAGACGCGGAAUGUACCAUGGGAACGGGAUGCCCACCGGUUAGAAUAAAUUGCAAAGGGUUACCAGGAGGGAAAAUCGAAUUAGGCGGGAACGUGUCCAGUCAAUACUUGACGGCUAUUUUGAUGUCCGCGCCGUUAUCGACCGGAGCAGUGGAGAUUCAGGUCGUCACCGAGUUGAUUUCGAAACCGUACGUGGAAAUGACUAUUAAAUUAAUGGAGAGAUUUGGGGUGAAAGUGGACGCGGCGGAAGAUUUGCAAUCGUUCAAAAUCCAAGGCGGGCAAACAUAUAAAUCGCCAGGGUCGAUCUUUGUGGAAGGCGACGCGAGUUCGGCGUCGUACUUUUUAGCGGGAGCGACUAUUACCGGCGGUAAAGUCACCGUCGAAGGGUGUGGUCUCGAUUCCAUUCAAGGCGACACGAAGUUUGCGUACACAAUGGAACAGAUGGGUGCGACUUUGGAGUGGACGGCGAACUCGGUCACGUGCACUGGGCCGAAAGAUGGGAAAUUGAAAGCAAUCGACGUGAACAUGAACGCCAUGCCGGAUGCCGCGAUGACUUUAGCAGUUGCCGCAUUAUUCGCGGACGGAACCACGACUAUCCGAGACGUCGCUUCAUGGAGAGUGAAAGAAACGGAAAGAAUGAUUGCUAUUUGCACGGAAACUAGGAAGCUUGGGGCGGAAGUCGUUGAAGGAAGCGAUUAUUGCGUCAUCACGCCGCCGAAGGGCGGAUUCAACAAAGGCGUCGCUAUCGAUACAUAUGAUGAUCACAGAAUGGCCAUGGCUUUUGCUUUAGCAGCGUGUGGUGAUGAAAAUAUUAUCAUCAACGACCCGAAAGUGACAAAGAAGACAUUUCCAAACUAUUUCGAUGUCUUAGCGACGGUUGUUGAGAACAAGUGA